GCCGCGUCGAUGUGCUCCCUUUUGAGGCUGUGCCAAGGAGCCGCAUUCGCCUGCGUGGUAGCCCUUGCCAAGCUGGUGCGUGCUCACGGCAUGGUGACACGGAGAGGGAGAGAGAGAGAGUCAGGGUUCGUGCCCGCUUCUCCUCAACAGCGAAGACCGCUCGCAUGCCUGGUACUGUAUGCGUGGCAGCCUACUCAUACACCGAAUCAUUGCUUACACUCGCCCAGUGCUUCCAGAGAUAAACAUGCAGACGCUCUCGCAUCGUGUGAUGCGGCAACAUGACGUUCCUGAUGGUCUUCGCCGUGACUCUCUCGUGCCUUGCUUGCUUGCCUGCUCUCCACAUGCUGGCUGAUCAGGGUCCAUCGAUGCUCGAUGCUGAAUGCUCAUGCUCUCUCCCUUCCAGGCCAAUCACUCAAUGUGAAUGGUCAUCAUGCAGUCCGCGCCGUGGUCUGCUCAUUCGCGGCCAUUCGUUCCGUCGGCGUGCAGCAUGACUAUGGGUGCUGGGCAGAAGUGAGGGGACUCGACUGCGCUGGGCUGCACUACCGAAUC
Molecule: messenger RNA, 549 nt
Organism: Ceraceosorus guamensis
Lineage: Eukaryota; Fungi; Basidiomycota; Exobasidiomycetes; Ceraceosorales; Ceraceosoraceae
Exons: 2
Coding region: 279-491 (70 amino acids)
Source: RefSeq, a predicted model, not a curated record